AUGAAGAGUCGAGUUGCAGAGGGUCGUCUGCAGGUGCUUCAGAUCUACAAACUGCUACAGCACGUCCAUGAUGGAGACAAAUCCCGGAUAGAGACGAUGGUGAGCAUGGGGGUGGACCAGCUAAUCAACCUGACUGAACCCAAGCAGGGCAUGGGUGUUCUCCAUCUGGCUUCAGAGGCCAACAACACAGACAUGGUCAGCUUCCUGCUGUCCCUGGGCGCCCAUCCCAACAUCCAGGACAGGAGGGGUCGCACCCCUGUGAUGCUCGCCGCAGAGCUGGGCCACAUCGACAUGGUGACCCUGCUGGCCGAAAGCAACGCUGACAUGAGCCUGGUGGACUCGGAGGGGAAAGGCAUGCUCUUCUACUGUAUGGUCCCCACCAAGCGCCAUACGCGCUGCAUGCAGGUAGGCCUGAAAGGCAAUGCUGAUGUCAACAACGUGUCGCUGGCCGGGGUCCCAGUCUUCCUGCUGGCGUGUGAGCAGGCCCCAGAAUGUGCCACUAUGUGUCUCAGGAUGCUGGAGAGUGGUGCUGACCCCAACGCAACCAAUGAGGCAACGGGCCGGACAGCCCUGAUGGAGGCCUCCCGAGCAGGGUGCAUCCAGCUGGUGAGAGCCAUCCUGCAGAGGGGAGGGAACCCCAACGCCCUGGACAGGAAGAACUUUCAUGCCACACACCUCGCAGCCAUGGGAGGCUUCUUCGAGGUGAUCCAGAUUCUGUCUGCUUAUGGAGCAGAUAUGGGAGUGAUGACCCUGGAGGGCAGUACUGCUCUGCACUACGCGGCCUACGGUGGCUUCACAAACUGCUGCCGGUUCCUGGCUCAGAGAGGUUGUAACUCCAAGCUGAAGGACCAGGAGGGUUUGUUGCCGCGCCAGGUUGCCAAGGACAAUGGCCACAGGGCAGCCACAAAGGAGCUGAAGAAGGCAGAGAGGUUACAAGGGAAGUACUCCAAGCCUGGCGUGUCCAAUCCGAACCCUCCCUGGGCCCUGACCCUCCACGAUUGGUCCUACGAGAACGAGACCGUCCUUCGCAACACCUUCGCGGAGGAGUCAGGGGGAAUCGAUUCGGUUUCUUGGGAGACGUUCAUCUCCGUGCUACAGGGCCACCACGCGCCGGCAGAACUCGACGAGCUCCAAACCGUCCUCGCGGCCCACGACAAGAGGAGAGAAGGCAUCAUCAGCGUCAACGAGUUCUUCAAAGGCCUCAAGUACCUUCAGAAGCCCUUCGUCAUGACCUCCUACGGCCCCAAGAAGAAAAAAGGGGGGAAAGGGGGAGGGAAGAAAGGGAAGAAGAAAGGGAAGAUCAUCAUUCCUCUUCCCAUCUGCACUGUCCCCUCGGAGCUCAUCCACCGGAGGGACGAUGGCGGUCCACCUCACUUCAUGAUUGAGACCCACCACCUCGCCACCGACCUCAGCCGCUUCGACCGGGACCACCCUCCCAGCCACCCCAUCCAGGACGACUCUGCCUGGUACAUGGACGAGCCUGACAAGGUCUACAUCAACAUCAGCUACAGCGUAAAGACCGGAGACCUGGAGUCUCUAGACCUGGCCUUCAGUCAGGGGGUGCCUGUGGACGUGAAGGACCGCUUCUACAAGACCCCGCUCAUGACCGCAUGCUCCAGCGGCAACUAUGACGUGGCUCACUACCUUCUCAGCCAGGGGGCUGAUGUGAACGCCUGCGACCAGUUCCGCUGGACACCACUUCACCAUGCCUGCCACGCCGGACAGUUGGACGUGGUGGAGCUGCUGCUGGAACGAGGGGCCUCGGUGGACGCCCCGGCGCUGAACGGAGCCACGCCCCUCAUGAGGGCCAUCGAGAGCUGCAGGCUCUGCUGCGUGGACUUCCUCAUCAAGGCUGGGGCCGACGUUGCCGCGGAGAACAAGAAAGAACAAAAUUGCCUGGCCAUAGCUCGUGCCUAUGCAGACAUUCGGAUUGUGGACUUGAUUAAGGCUAAGAUUGAUACUCUGCCCAAACCCAAAGACAACAAGAAAGCCAAGACUGCAAAACAACCACAGAAACCCAAACCAGCUACCGCUACAGAAAAGAGCGCUGAAACGCUUAACUCAGUGGCAUCCCACAAGCUGGCAAAGAAAGAAGCCUCCAUGAAGGAAACCGUUGUCAUGCACAGCUCCCAGAUCACCCAGGGGAAACUAGGCAAAGUGGACAUCAGCUUUUUGCCCAAAACGGUGAGGGGCAAGCAGCUCACCAGCAGCCAGAUGCUGGAGAAGAAGGAGAGGAGGAGGGAGAGGUUCUCCUACGAGGUGGACUUUGAGGACUUCCUCAUGCCCUUCAGCAUGAACAUCCAGAAGAAAUCUCUGGAGCUGUCUGAGGUCACCAACUAGAGG
Messenger RNA from Hypomesus transpacificus, 2343 nucleotides. RefSeq names its product ankyrin repeat and EF-hand domain containing 1a (gene ankef1a). The coding region runs from base 1 to 2340 and encodes 779 amino acids. The transcript has 9 exons. Gene Ontology annotation, molecular function: calcium ion binding; protein binding. The record is from RefSeq and is a predicted model, not a curated record. Lineage: Eukaryota; Metazoa; Chordata; Actinopteri; Osmeriformes; Osmeridae.